UGUCUCUCCUGGAGAUUCAAUGGUUCCCACAUCUAUGGUGUUAUCCGGAAAAUAGCAUUUAUAUUUAGUCUAGACGAGCGAGGAAACGGUCACAAUGUCUGUGCAAAUAACGAAUCCAAGCAACCCGAUUGUCUUCUUCGACAUAACCAUCGGAGGACAGGAUAUCGGACGGAUGAAGAUCGAGCUGUUUGCCGACGUGGUUCCAAAGACGGCAGAGAAUUUCCGGCAGUUCUGCACUGGAGAGUUCAGGAAGGAUGGCGUCUCCAUUGGUUUCAAAGGUUGCCUGUUCCACAGGGUGAUAAAAGACUUUAUGAUACAAGGCGGGGACUUUGUGAAUGGUGAUGGAACUGGUAUCUGCAGCAUCUACAGAGGUCCAUUUGUAGACGAAAACUUCAAAAUGAAGCACUGUGCACCUGGUCUUCUGGCCAUGGCAAACAGUGGGCCUGGGACAAAUGGUUGUCAGUUUUUCAUUACCUGCACCAAAUGUGACUGGUUAGAUGGGAAGCAUGUGGUCUUUGGAAAAGUGGUUGAUGGUUUGCUGAUCAUGAGGAAAAUUGAGAAUGUUCCUACGGGACCCAACAACAAGCCCAAGCUCCCCAUCCUCAUCGCCCAGUGUGGAGAGAUGUGAUCCAGCUUCCUCACAACGCCAGAAUCAUACGACCUCUGUGUACAUGAAGUAGUUUUACUUGAUACAAACAUAAACCUACAUGUUCUCUCGCGUGUGGAUGAUGCCUUCUCCCAUGGUGCACAGUGAAGAGCACUUGCACAGUACAUCAUUUGGGCAAUUAUCUUGAGUUUGGUAGAAAUGGAUUCCAGGUUAUCGGCUGAAUCCAGAUCCAGAUAAGAUUAUUCACACUUCACGUUGGGUUUGGAACUGACAAGAUGUGCUUAAUAUAUUAGUUUUAAUUUGUUUUUGCAAAAUGUCAUGUCAGGUUGUUGGGUCCAAGUGGAGACAAUUUGUGGUUUCUCUUAGGAUAAAGACGAAUAAGAAAUUGACUUUUUUUAAGCCUUAAGAAAGCAUUGCUUGGCAGUUAAAACAUUCAUAAUGGCUGUUUCAGUCAAACUGUUCAUUGAGGAUGAAUAAAUUGUUUUACUUUUUCAUAAA
Pseudoliparis swirei is the source of this 1105-nucleotide messenger RNA. It is a transcript of the gene ppih, whose product is annotated as peptidylprolyl isomerase H (cyclophilin H). Gene Ontology annotation, cellular component: intracellular membrane-bounded organelle. Gene Ontology annotation, biological process: protein folding; protein peptidyl-prolyl isomerization. Gene Ontology annotation, molecular function: peptidyl-prolyl cis-trans isomerase activity. The record is from RefSeq and is a predicted model, not a curated record. The transcript is spliced from 9 exons. The coding region runs from base 95 to 628 and encodes 177 amino acids. Lineage: Eukaryota; Metazoa; Chordata; Actinopteri; Perciformes; Liparidae.